This is a messenger RNA of Selaginella moellendorffii, 4531 nucleotides long. RefSeq names its product probably inactive leucine-rich repeat receptor-like protein kinase At2g25790. NCBI's taxonomy places the organism in Eukaryota, Viridiplantae, Streptophyta, Lycopodiopsida, Selaginellales, Selaginellaceae. The coding region runs from base 1478 to 4444 and encodes 988 amino acids. Gene Ontology annotation, cellular component: plasma membrane. Gene Ontology annotation, molecular function: protein kinase activity; ATP binding; protein binding. The transcript is spliced from 3 exons. The record is from RefSeq and is a predicted model, not a curated record. Gene Ontology annotation, biological process: protein phosphorylation; hormone-mediated signaling pathway.
UCAAGUGUGGUGUGCCUUUCAAACGGAGUUUUUGGAUCGAUCUCUUUCUCUCGAUCGAGUUCUCUGGGCUGCGAAAGUUCCACUGGACCGGAUCAUCAUGAUUGGUCACACAGGAUCACCCAGAUGAGUGGAGCGGAGCAUUUCUCCGGAAUGCGGGCAAUAGUUUUGGUCUCCUCUUCUUUUUUUUUUUUUUUUCUUUCCAAAAAUCUCUGCAGCGGCGAGUGCGACUGCGUAGCGGCAGCAAGCGGCGCAGCCUUUGAGAAAUCCAUCCCCUCCACCGCAUCUUCGUGUCUCAAAAGAAUCAUAGCUUUUUCCACUCUCUCUCGCUUGGCUCUUUUUCGAGCUCUGUGAGCGCAUCGCAGAAGAGAGUCAUCCCCAUCAUUGCUUUAUCGCUUCCAUUGUCUGGCUUCUCUCUUGAUCUCCAUCGCUCUAGCAGGUCAAAAUUGUGAUGAUCAGAGCAAGGGGGUCCCUGCGCAAUAGUGAGAGUGAGAGCGGUCGAGCUAGCCUUGCAGAGAGCAAUCAAUUCCAUUUGCGUCCAAAGCUUUUCCUUUUCUCGCUUUCCUCUUUUUCGCUGAGCUCAUACAAACAGGAAUCGGUGUUUUCAAAUCCAACGCAUUCAUGUUUCGUGGGCCACGCCGACCAGCACCACGCCCACAAAGGUCCAACGCUAUAAAGCAUUUGCCCCUCUGCGGCAUCUGCUGCAAGCCACAAGAUCCAGCGAUUUCCUCCUUGUGGGCUCGAUAAUUUGCUGGAAACUUCUGCAACCCAUUUCUCCGCUGCGCUCUCUGAGCAAUCUCACGUCCUCGUUUCCUGCAUCGGCAGCGGGAACCGCGAGAUCCGAUUCGAUCUCCGCUGCCGGGCUUUUUGCUCGAUCCUCUGCCAAAUCCAAGCGCGAUUUAUAGCCUUGUCCCGUGUAGGACUUUCUCGAUUGUGUUCUUGUGUUGCAGGUUUUGAGGCAUCCAUCCCAUCCAUCCCAGCACAGCACAGCGCAAAACAAAUGCCCGGAAACGCGUCGAGUUGGGCACUUGUCAAUUCCCCUCCUCCAUCUCGGAAAUAAUUUGGAGAGCGCCAGCCAGCAUCAAAACACCCAGUUUCCUUUCGUUUUCGCUAUCGUUUGCUUCCUCUUGAAUUGAACCAACAUCUCGUCCUGGAAUCGCUCGUCCUUUUGCUAUUGCUCUCAUCGAUUUCUUCUUCUUUUUUCGGGUCUUUUUCCCUCAUUUUUUUCCUCCAUCUCUCUUGCCCUUCGUGCAACAGCCUGGAUCGAGCUCCACGCAGACAGACCACCCACAAAAAGAGAGAGAACUUCGCAAAGAACUACGAAGAGCCAGGGGUUUGGAGCUUUUCUUUUAUACGCUCGCUACGAAGGGAGCGUAUCUUCCUCUGUCUUGGCCAGGAGAAGCAGCGCGAGAUCUCGUGUUCCUCGUACAAUCGCAAAGAAAAAGGAUUGGUUCUUCUUCCCUGCAUUCUCGAGGAAAGGAUGGAGUUUCGAAAGAGUAGAGCGAUGGUUCUUGCCGGCAUUGCUCUCGUGAUUCUCGUCCAAUUCUCCGCGGCGGCGGCGGCGGCGAAUCCAGACGUGGAUACGCUGCUCCGGAUCAAGAGCUACAUCCUCGACCCGCUCAACAAGCUCGAGAGCUGGAAGAUCGAGUCCUCCCAGGCAUCCGCAGCGCCCUGCUCUUGGCUGGGGAUCACUUGCGACCCGCGGAGAAAAGCCCAAGAUCGCAGCAACUCUUCCUCGACGUCGCCCGGCACCAGCGUGAUCAUCGCCAUCGACCUCAGCAGCAGCAAUCUCUCGGGCACAAUCUCCCCGGAGAUUGGAUCGCUGGGCGCUCUCCAGAGCCUCAAUCUCGCCCACAACAAUUUCACGGGCCCAAUCCCGCCAUCGCUCGCGCAAUGCUCGUCGCUCAAGCACCUCAACCUCAGUGACAAUGCGCUCUCGGAGAAGAUCCCAGCCGUCCUCUUCACGGGGCUCACGCAGCUGGAGACCGUCGAUUUCUGGAUAAAUUCCCUCACGGGAACGAUCCCCCGGGAGGUGGGAUAUUCCCCGCGGCUAGAGCAUCUUGAUCUUGGCGGGAACUACCUCGAGGGUUCGAUUCCCGCGGAGCUCUUUAAUCUCUCCUCGCUGCGCUACCUUACCCUAGCGGGCAAUUCCCUCGUCGGCUCCAUCCCGGAGGAGAUCUCCAAGCUCCAGCGCCUGGAAUGGAUCUAUCUCGGCUACAAUCAGCUCAAUGGAUCCAUCCCGCGCGGCAUUGGAUCGCUGCGCGACUCGCUGCUCCACCUCGAUCUCGUCUUCAACGAUCUCUCGGGGCCGAUUCCAGGGGAUUCCAUCGCCAAUCUCUCCAGGCUCGAGUACCUCUUCCUCUACACGAAUCGCCUCUCGGGCGAGAUCCCGGCGUCGCUCGGCCGCCUCCGCCGCCUCAUCUCGCUGGAUCUCAGCAACAACACGCUCUCCGGCGCCAUCCCGGGAUCGCUGGCCGACAUUCCAACGCUGGAGAUCGUCAAUCUCUUCCAGAACAACCUCUCGGGGCCAGUGCCGGUGAGUUUCUCCGCCAUGCCCAGGCUGCGCACCCUAGCGCUGUGGAGGAAUGGGCUAUCCGGGACUGUUGAUCCGCGGCUGGGCACCGCCUCGAAUCUAACGGCUGUGGACCUGUCCACCAAUGCGCUCUCGGGCUUGAUCCCUCCGGCGCUCUGUGCCAAUGGCGGCCUCUUCAAGCUCAUCCUCUUCGACAAUGCGUUUGAGGGGCCGAUCCCCGACGGUAUCGCGCGCUGUGCCAGCCUCAAGAGGGUCAGGAUCCAGAACAACCGCCUCACUGGGAACGUUCCCGGAUCGCUAGCGCUGCUAGAGGAGCUCUACUUCCUCGACAUGUCCAACAAUCGCUUGUCCGGGAGCAUUGCCGGGCUGAAUUGGAGCUGCCCAUCGCUGCAAAUCCUCUCGCUCCAGCAGAACUCGAUCGAGGGAGAGAUCCCCGCCUCGAUCUUCCAGCUUCCAGCGCUGGUGGAGCUCCAGCUCGGCGCCAACGAGUUCCGUGGAGAGAUCCCGGCCACGAUCGGCGAAGCCCAGCUCCUCACCGAGCUGGAUCUCAGCGGCAACCAUCUCUCCGGCGGGAUCCCAUCGCAGAUCGGGCAUUGCUCCAGGCUUGUGUCCAUCGAUCUCAGCGAAAACAUGUUCACUGGAUUCAUCCCGGCUUCGCUCGGACAUAUCUCCACGCUGAGCACGCUGGAUCUCUCGAGAAAUCUCUUGGAGGGCGGGAUCCCUGCGACGCUGGCAUCGAUGCAAUCGCUGGAGUUCCUCAACAUCUCCGAGAACAGGCUCUCUGGAGCGUUUCCUUCCUCCGGAGCUCUCUCGGCCAUCGUCAACUCGAGCAGCCUGGCGGGAAACGAGCUAUGCAGUACGACACGUCAGCUCGGCUUGCCGACUUGUCGGUCGCUAACGAGUGCCACGUACGCGCUGAGCUGGAUCCUUGGUGUUGGUCUGUGCCUGUGCGUGGCGGCCGCGCUGGCAUACCUCGUCCUCCUCUUUCUCAAUCGCCGGAGGCGUCACGUACGUCCCCAGCUCGAGGAAGAUCUCAAGGCUUGGCAUCUGGUUCUGUUCCACAAGCUGCGAUUGAACGGCGAAGAGAUAGUUUCGAGCUCCAGUUCUUCAUCGUCUGACGUCUUCGCGGCCAGCGAUCAAGGUGGCAACGUUUUCAGCGUGAAGAGGUUUCUCAGGAGCAGUGGUCUGGGCUCGGACUCCGAGCUGAUGCGGCGGAUGGAAGCGGUGUCGAGGCUCCGGCACGAGAAUGUGGCAAAGGUUCUGGGGAUUUGCACGGGGAAGGAGUCGGCUAUGGUUCUCUUCCAGCAUUUGCCGCAAGGUAGCCUUGCUUCGGUUCUCUUCCCCGGGGAGAAACCAGACGCUGGCGCUCUGGGAUGGAACGAGAGGUAUGACAUUUGCCUUGGAACAGCGAGGGGGCUCGCAUUUCUUCACAGCAGGCCGGAGCGGAUCCUCCACGGGAGCCUCUCGCCUCACUCGGUGUUCCUCGACGUCAGCUCAAGGCCAAAGCUUCUUGUGGAAUUUGCAACCUUGGAAGGCCACUGCUGCUACUUAGCUCCAGAACUGAGCCAUAGUAAGAUCUUGACCGAGAAGACGGACGUCUACGCAUUUGGGAUCACUGUUCUAGAGCUCCUCACUGGGAAGCAAGCCAGCAAGAACAAAAGUGGCGGCAGAAUCGCGGAUUGGAUCGAACGCUGCAUUGUCGAGAAAGGUUGGCAGGCUGGAGACCAGAUUCUGGACGUGAGCACGGCGGGACACUCUCCUCUGGUGGAUGCGGAGAUGAUGCGUGUGGUGAAGAUCGCGCUGUGCUGCACAAAGCCAUCGCCGGCCGAGAGACCUGCAAUGGCGCAAGUUGUCAAGCUUCUGGAAAAUGCCAGGCAAAGUUUGCCGAGGUUGGUGCAAAUGAUGGAAGUUUAGAGCAAGCUUCUUAAAUAGAAUAGGAUUUGAGCCUAUGAAUCAUAAAAUGCUUCUGGUAAUUUCUUUAGCUUUAAACUGUUUAACAUA